AUGAUAUUAGACGUAGAGGACAGUCAAGAUGAUGGAGAAACUUUCACGAGAAUCGUGACAUUGGAUUCGGCUAUUUCAUCUGUGUUUGCAAUUGGAGGGGCAGCUACAAUUCAGGAUAUACAGACUGCUUUCAAGCAGAACCAGCUGACGUCGAGGCAACUUGUUCUGUUCUAUCUCAAUGAAAUCCAAAGACUGAACCCCAUUCUUAAAGGGGUUAUAGAGAUAAUUUGCGUUGCUGGGAUCAAUCGUCCCUCGGGAUUCUGGCGUGGUGAUAAAGCUGAGGAAGGCAGGAGCUAUCAUUCUUGGGAAGGCAAACUGGGCCGAAUGGUUGGAAUGCAGGAGAAUCCUUAUGUUCUUUCGGUUAAUCCUUGUGGCUCGAGUAGUGGAUCAGCCAUUUCCGUGGCAUCAAAUAUGGUAGCAGUGUCCCUUGGGACAGAGACCCACAGCUUCAUUAUUUGUUCAUCGAGUUUCAAUUCAGUUGUGGGUAUUAAACCAACUGUUGGUCUCACAAGUCAAACCGGGGUAAUUCCAAUUAUUCCAAGACAGGAAACCAUAGGGCCAAUCUGCAGAACUGUAUCAGACGCAGUUUAUGUUCUUGAUGCCAAUGAUUUUGGGGUGGUGAUGAAGCUGAGGAAGGCAGGAGCUAUCAUUCUUGGGAAGGCGAGCUUGAGCGAGUGGGCUGAUUUUAGGUCACUUACUGCACGGCUGAACCUAGCGGUUGGAGUGCAAGAGGUGGACGAGGGAAGCGGAACUGCUAUCUCUGUGGCAUUGAACAUGGUAGCAGUAUCGCUUGGGACUGAGACCGAUGGCUCCAUCAUUUGUCCAUCUAGUUUCAUUCAGUGGGGGUAUCAAACCAACUUGACAUUAGCUGAAUUCAAAAUUUCCUUGAAUGCUUACCUGAAAGAACUAGUGGCUUCUCCAGUCCAAUCCUUGGCCGAAGUAAUAGCCUUCAAUAAAAAAUUCUUUGAUCUGGGGAUGCAGAAAAUAAAGCUAUAUAUGGAACUUAGCAGAAUUGACAAGAAAUGGAUUCGAGUAGGGUCCGAUGCAUCUCCUGAAUAUGCAAUUGGUGGAUUCCCCGCCAUUAGCGUACCUGCUGCCUACGAUAGCAAAGGGUUGCCUAUUGGCAUAUGUUUUGGUGGAUUGAAGCCGGACUUGUUGGUGGCUGCCAGGCCUGAUGUUGCUAUUGUACUCGCUAUUGAUGGAUUCCCGAGCAUUAGUGCACCUGCUGCAUAG
This is a messenger RNA of Fraxinus pennsylvanica, 1233 nucleotides long. The record is from the annotation of a GenBank genome assembly. NCBI's taxonomy places the organism in Eukaryota, Viridiplantae, Streptophyta, Magnoliopsida, Lamiales, Oleaceae.